GGCGCUCCGGCCCCGGGCUCUGCCGCCAGCGCCGCCGCUCCCGGAGCGGAGGCUGUUCGGGAGGAGGCGGCGAGGUCUGCGAGAACUCGGACUCCAGGUAUCCCGGGAUGACCGCCUGGGUGCCUCCCGAUGCUCUGGGUCGGAGGGUCUCGUGUGGCACCGACUACGGGACUGUGCGCUAUAUGGGCAGCGUGGCUCGUACAUCAGGAAUUUGGCUGGGUGUGGAAUGGGAUGAUCCUCAGAGAGGAAAACAUGAUGGCUGCUAUGAAGGGACACAGUACUUUAAGUGCAGGCAUCCUAAAGGAGGAUCAUUUAUCCGGCCAAACAAGGCAAAUUUUGGAGUAGAUUUUCUUACUGCAGUAAAGGAUCGGUACGGAUUGAAUGAUAAGCAAGAUGCUCAAUAUGGGACAGAGAAUACAGUAGUAUUUGGAACGAAGACUGUGGAAUUCGUUGGCAUGGAUUCUGUUGCAGAACAGCAAAGACAACUGAACAAACUGGUAGAUAUCUCGGUGCGUGAGUGUGCAGUGAGCCAUGCUGGUCAGACAGAGGAAAUCAGCAGAACGUGUACCAAUAUGAGGCAUAUAAACCUAUCAAAAAAUUUGAUAUCAUCCUGGGAGACAGUAAUAGAUAUUGCUUCUCAAAUUCAGAAUCUGGAAACACUUAAUGUCAGUGAAAACAAAAUGAAAUUUCCAUCUACAUCAGCUUCUAUAUCCAGUGCAUUUUCAAAUUUGAAGAUUCUGGCCCUUAAUCAAACUGAAAUAACAUGGACAGAGGUUCUUCUCUGUGCUCAAGGAUGGCCAGCACUUGAAGAGUUGUACCUUUCUUCUAAUAGUAUUACAGUUUUGGAAAGGCCUGAUAAUGUCCUGAAGACCCUGAAGUUGUUAGACCUUUCAGACAACCAGUUACUGGAUGGAAAUCAACUGCAUCUAAUAGCACAUCUCCCCAGAUUAGAACAGCUAAUACUUAGAAACACUGGCAUAUCUUCUAUACACUUUCCUGAUGCUGGAUUUGGGUGCAAGACUAAAAUGUUUCCUUCACUAAAACGCCUUGCAAUAAAUGACAAUAAAAUAUCACAGUGGUCAUCUAUCAAUGAGCUUGAUAAACUGCCAAGUUUGCGGUCUCUGCAGUGUAACAAUAACCCUCUCAUGGACACAGAGAAGAACCCAGAGACCCUGAUACAGCUAAUUAUUGCCAAGAUAAGUCAGUUGGAGGUUUUGAACAACUGUGAGAUCCUUCCUGCUGAAAGAAGAGGAGCAGAGCUUGAUUAUCGCAAAAUAUUUGGAAAUGACUGGUUAGAAGCUGGUGGGCAUUGGGACCCAGAGAAAAACAAACCAAGCGAAGAAUUUCUUGCUGCCCAUCCCAGAUACCCAUCACUCUGUCUUAAAUAUGGUGCACCUGAAGAAGGAGAACUGAAGGGACAACAGCCUUUAACUCUGAAAAACCAGCUUCUGACUUUGACAAUUAAGUGUCCUGAGAAACCUGAACAGAAGCCAGUAGAGAAAAAGCUACCAGAGUCUAUGACUAUUCAGAAGGUCAAAGGACUGCUGUAUCGCCUAUUUAAAAUUCCUGGUUCAGAACUAAAACUGUCCUACGAAAGUUCUAAACUGGAAGGAAAAGAAGUUGAACUAGACAAUGACUUAAAGCCUUUGCAGUUUUACUCAAUAGAAAGUGGAGACUGUGUGUUAGUACGGUGGUAAGAAGGGACUCUUUUGCUAGACUGAAGGAAAAGCCGACACAGGAACUGCAGAAGAGUGACAAAGUGGCCGCAGGCAGUAUGGACAGCCUGUGCCUGAACACACCUAUGGGCGAAUUCGAGUUUCACACGUGGCACCACAGGGCUGUACAACUGUACUUUCAGCUCCUCAACUCAAUCAUCAGCCUCCCUGAAAGCAUCUGCUCAUUUCUCUUACUUGAGAGAUACCAAAUAGUACUUAAAUGCUUCAAUUAAAUAAAACUCAAGGUAACCCUUCUGCCUUCCCACUGCA
This is a messenger RNA of Chiroxiphia lanceolata (lance-tailed manakin), 1985 nucleotides long. It is a transcript of the gene TBCE, whose product is annotated as tubulin folding cofactor E. Gene Ontology annotation, molecular function: alpha-tubulin binding. Gene Ontology annotation, biological process: protein folding. The record is from RefSeq and is a predicted model, not a curated record. The transcript is spliced from 17 exons. NCBI's taxonomy places the organism in Eukaryota, Metazoa, Chordata, Aves, Passeriformes, Pipridae. The coding region runs from base 108 to 1697 and encodes 529 amino acids.